GAUAGUACAAAGUUAAAAUCAAGGGCAAAAAAGAGCAAUUAACUCAGCUUAAAAAGUAAUGAACAAGAAUUCAAUUCCUUCCUCUUUCUCAAGAUAACCUCAAAGAGUUCUACUUAGGAAACAUAUGCUUUAGCCAUCUUUAAUCCUUUUUCUCUUCUCUCUAUCUCUCUCUCACGCCUUUGUUUAUUCUAACGAAGUUGUGAGAACCGUGGAGGAAGAAAAGAGAAGAGAGGUAAUGCACAAGAGGAAACUAAGAGACACAAAACAACAUGACUUGGUGCAAUGACCGUAGCGAUGUUCAAACCGUUGAAAGAAUCAUUCCCUCUCCAACAGCAGCGCAGUCUCCUGCAGCUUCGUUUCAAGUCUCUACUCACAAAACGUGUCCUUCUUGUGGCCAUAAAUUCAAGUUUCAUGAACAGGCGGGGAUCCAUGACUUGCCGGGACUACCUGCCGGAGUUAAGUUCGAUCCGACGGAUCAAGAGGUAUUGGAGCAUCUUGAAGGAAAGGUAAGAGACGACGCAAGAAAGCUUCAUCCUCUCAUCGAUGAGUUCAUUCGUACUAUCGACGGUGAAAACGGUAUCUGUUAUACACAUCCUGAGAAAUUGCCAGGUGUGAACAAGGAUGGGACGGUCCGUCAUUUCUUCCACCGACCGUCAAAGGCAUACACGACGGGAACAAGAAAGCGACGUAAAGUCCACACUGACUCCGAAGUAGGUGGCGAGACACGGUGGCACAAGACAGGAAAAACACGUCCUGUUCUCACCGGAGGAAGAGUGAGAGGCUACAAGAAAAUCCUAGUGCUCUACACAAACUACGGCAAACAAAAGAAACCGGAAAAGACUAAUUGGGUGAUGCAUCAGUAUCAUCUUGGUACCAAUGAGGAAGAGAAAGAAGGCGAGCUCGUCGUCUCCAAAGUAUUCUACCAAACUCAACCACGCCAAUGUGGUGGCUCGGUUGCUGCCGCAGCCACUGUGAAGGAGCGACCUUACGGACACCACCUUGGUGUUGGUGGUCGCCACCUUCAUUACCAUCUUCAAAACGUUAAAGGCAAUGGUGGUGGAGGAUCUGCUGGAGCCGGUGAGUAUUAUAACAAUAUUCCGGCGAUCAUCUCGUUUAAUCAAACCGGGAUACAGAACCACUUGGUUCAUGACUCUCAAACUUUUAUCCCUUGAAGAAAGUAACUUCGAUAUGAAUGGUCGACAAAUAAGAGAAGAGGUUUAUUAUACUAUAGUAACACAUAAAUACAUUGAGAAUAAUUUAAAUAUACUGUGCAAUCAUAUAUACGUAACCAUUUUGUCAUUAUGUUUUUCCCGUUUUGAUUAUACUGUUUUGUACACAAGUUUAACACCUUGGACUGAUCAUGAAAAAAAUGUACAAAGAUCUCUUGGUACAUUAAAUUCAUUUUCAUAUUGUGUUUGCAAGCUUUGGU
Messenger RNA from Eruca vesicaria subsp. sativa (arugula), 1429 nucleotides. NCBI's taxonomy places the organism in Eukaryota, Viridiplantae, Streptophyta, Magnoliopsida, Brassicales, Brassicaceae. The record is from the annotation of a GenBank genome assembly.